AUGAAGCACGUCCUUUACUUCCAGUCUGAAGCUCUCAAGUUUCCCUGGGCUCGCAUAGAAUGGGACGGUUCUUUCAAUCACGAUCUUUUGAAAGCACGCAUGGGUGUCCUAGGAUACGGAGCAGAUUUCGGGUAUUGGUCUGUCCCAGGCGGGAUGCGCUCGCAUGACGGGGCUGCCUCCACCUUGGCGACGAUGAAAGAUCCUGUCUUCGGUCUAGCGAUGCGGAAGCCCCGCAAGAAGCCUUAUACCCACGGCGAGAUUAUGUUGAAGAAGGAGUGGCCGAAGGAAAUCGACUCGUGGAAGUUGAAAGAUGAGAAGGACGUACCGCGUUUGUUCUUUACCAAGGACUCCCCGCCGCCGAAGAAACCGACGUAUGGCCAGGUGAAGGAUUGGGAGUCGUGGUAUGCUUGGCGAGGCCUGGAGAUGAAGUCGCCAGCGGCUUUGUUGAUGGAUUUUCCGCUCUCUGUAUAUCACCUCUUGACGAAGAUCCUGGAUGUGGUGAACCCGGAAAGUACCCCAUCCAAGCGACAAACAUUGCGAGUCCAUUAUGUUGGCGUUGAGCUGGAACUCGACUUUCUCCCAUUGUUCUCUGAACUUGCUCUUUUACUCCCAAACACAGACCUCACUCUGAUUUUCUUUGGAAAAGUGGUUCACGAUCUCGUCAUAACUGCUCGUAAACGGUAUCCUGGGUCGCUCGCGACCAAGGACACCGUUUGGAACUACACUGCACCAAAGGAAACUGGGGGCGGCUCCAUUUCUAUCAAGCUCUGGGCUGAAGCUGAACUGUGGACAAGAGCUGUCUUGGACGCUGGAGAGUACCCUGAUGCCAUAGUGGCUAUCAACGCGGGGCUAUGCGCUUAUGAGAGUUGGGCUGAUCCCAUACUCAUCACCGCAGCCGGCGAUAUCCCGUUUGCGAUCACAGAGUACGCUGAACAAUCCACGGACUUGUGUGCCGCCAUGCUUCCGAAGAUGCUUCAAUCCUGGAUUCCCAUGAUCAACGAUCAGAGGUCGGCGAUGGCGCUUUCAAAGUCGCGGUCUUACGAGGCGACGAUCAACCCAUUUCAUCGUCCGGGACAGCGAUCCAUUCCAUUUUUCAGAGUUCCGAAUGUUUACAAUGGAUUUGCGAUGCCCGUUGUUACUACUGCGCGCUGA
Messenger RNA from Laccaria bicolor S238N-H82, 1152 nucleotides. RefSeq lists its product as uncharacterized. The transcript has 3 exons. The coding region runs from base 1 to 1152 and encodes 383 amino acids. The record is from RefSeq and is a predicted model, not a curated record. NCBI's taxonomy places the organism in Eukaryota, Fungi, Basidiomycota, Agaricomycetes, Agaricales, Hydnangiaceae.